AUGUCAGCGUACGAGAAGACGCUGAUCCCGCCGCUCAACUUCUCGAUGGUGGCCUCGGGCGUCUACCGCUCGGGCUUUCCGAACCGGAAAAACCAUGCGUUCCUGCAGCAACUUGGCCUCAAGUCUGUCUUAUACCUGUGCCAUCAGGAGCACCAGCCGGAAAAUGUGAUCUUUUUCAACAAGCACAACAUCAAAGUGUUUCAGUGUCCCAUUGACGGCAACAAGGAGCCGUUCAUCAGCAUUAACCCGGAUGCUAUGGCGGAUGCGCUACGUCAUCUACUGGACGUGAGGAAUCACCCGAUUUUGGUGCACUGUACGAAAGGAACGCAUCGUACAGGCUGUGUGGUCGGGUGCAUGCGCAAGAUGGAGAACUGGUCGCUAACUUCAAUCAUCGACGAGUAUUGCCGCUUUGCCGGCCCGCGCAUGCGUCUGCUCGAUCAGCAGUUUAUCGAGUUCUUUGCCCCUACGAUCGAGUACGACGAGAGACAGAAACCCAAAUGGCUUUCCUAA
Molecule: messenger RNA, 510 nt
Organism: Hyaloperonospora brassicae
Lineage: Eukaryota; Oomycota; Peronosporomycetes; Peronosporales; Peronosporaceae
Source: the annotation of a GenBank genome assembly